AUGGGUUGGUUUUGGGCAGACACUACAGUUCCGGCUAUUCCACAUGCGCCUACAAGCGCAUCUCCUCCUCCGGGAUGCCCGAUGCAUGAAUCAGGCGCGAAGCCUACACCACCAAAACUAGCUGCCGAACCUCCUAGCAGCUGUCCGAUGAAAUCAAAGGACUCUCCCUUCUAUUCACCUCCGAAAUCAUCACAACCGGAAACGCCGCAGCCACCCGUCGCCGCGCAGCCCUCAACUCUGUCAAAGCUGAACCCUCUGAACUAUAUGUUCUCGUCAAUCUCUCAAGAGCGCGCCGCAAACCAGACCAUCGACCUUCCCGUUGAGCGCGAGCCUUCCUCUAUCCCGAGAGGCGACGCCGAAGGUAACUGGGAGUAUCCGUCCCCGCAACAAAUGUACAAUGCCAUGCUGCGCAAAGGACACACCGAUACACCCCAGGAUGCAGUGGAGUCAAUGGUUGCAGUCCACAACUUCUUGAACGAGGGAGCAUGGGAUGAGAUUGUUUCAUGGGAACGCGUGUUCAGUAAGGGUCUCAAAAAUGGGUGGCAGCAUUGCCGACGCGGUGAGGAAAACCUAAGUAACGACCUGAUCUAUGCGGACGAGAAUGGCAAAUUUGAUAAUGCCACCCCGCCUCGCCUUCUGCGGUUCCAGGGCCGACCACAGGAGUGGUCGCCCAAGGCCUCGAUCUACCAGGCACUGAGCUGGGCGUACCCGGCUAAGUUUGAGACGAACCCUCCGUUCGAUCGCCAUGAUUGGUACGUCAUUCGCCAGACUCCUAACGGCCCGAAAGAAAUCCGAUACGUGAUUGACUACUACUCUGCGGACCCGGACCCCCACGGGCUCCCUGUUUUCCAUCUUGAUAUUCGGCCUGCCAUCGAUACGCCCACAGCUGCUGCUGAGAGGCUCAUGAGAUGGGGUGGUGAUGUCUGGUGGAGAGCUAGCGGCGCAAGUGUUCGUGAACAGGCGGCGCAGGCCUCGCGUUAA
Molecule: messenger RNA, 981 nt
Organism: Penicillium soppii
Lineage: Eukaryota; Fungi; Ascomycota; Eurotiomycetes; Eurotiales; Aspergillaceae
Product: holocytochrome c synthase CYC3
Exons: 3
Coding region: 1-981 (326 amino acids)
Biological process (GO): cytochrome c-heme linkage
Cellular component (GO): mitochondrion
Molecular function (GO): holocytochrome-c synthase activity
Source: RefSeq, a predicted model, not a curated record